Onthophagus taurus is the source of this 1778-nucleotide messenger RNA. The record is from RefSeq and is a predicted model, not a curated record. Lineage: Eukaryota; Metazoa; Arthropoda; Insecta; Coleoptera; Scarabaeidae.
CAAUAUUAUAAUUAGUAUUUUUUUUUACUUAUAAAUACCUGUUGUAACCAUAUAUAUUGGAAAACCACUUUCUUUUUUUAUUGUUGAAAUAAAUAAGAUAUAAAAAGAUGCAUUCCAUUUAUUUUCCUUGGUUUUUAGUAAGAAAAAUUGAUAAUUUGUACAUGCCGGUCUCUCAGACCAGGUGGCUCUACUAAUGUUAUGGGAGUGAAGGCUCGAUAAAGGUGUUAAUGCAAGAUUUGAUGGGCGAUAGGGAUAUGGAAAUCUAUAAAUAUCUGAAAGCAUUCGGAUAUUUAAAUGGUAAUGUGAGCGGUUUACAUCACCAAACGGGGUAUACAACAAUGACGGAAGGGCUACGUAGAUUGCAGAGAUAUUUUCACUUACCGGUAUCAGGUGAAGUUGAUUUUAAAACUUUGGAUUUGAUUGGUAAGUCUAGGUGUGGGAAUCAAGACUUGGAAGACAUUUCAACGGACGCUAAACGUACGAUACAUCGGAAGUGGGGGAUCUCAACAGUUGAAUGGGCCAUCUAUAAUAAAUAUCCAGAUGGUUUUCCCAACAUCGUUGAAAGGGCAUUUGGGAUUUGGGCUAAGCAUAUAGAUUUAAAGUUUCAGAGCUCAUUUACCGACGUUAACAUUCUAAUCGGGUUUAAAGGUUACAACCAUACGUGCAUACGGAACGUAGGGUCAAUGUGCGGUAGUACAUUCAAAAAUGGAAUUUUGGCUCACGCUUACUAUCCCUAUAUUAAUGGACGUAAUGUUGAAAUCCACAUAAAUGCAGAUUUAGAGUUUGAUUUAUCUAACUCUACAGUAGAUGGGAAAUAUAACCUAUUUUUGGUAAUGGUACAUGAAAUUGGACAUUCCUUAGAUUUAACGCAUCGAGUUGAACUCGAUUCCAUCAUGCAUCCCAACUAUGGUCACAUAAGAAUAGAGGAUUUCAGGUUGAAUAGCAGCGAUAUUGCGGCAAUGCAAGCUAUAUAUGAGAGGCCCAAACUGUAUACAUCAUCGACCGUUUCAAGUCACGUUACGUCAUCAUAUAGGAGCACGACGAGUCGGCCUACGACAAAGCCUGCCGUUCAACCCUCAAUAUUUAGAGACGUUUGCGAGGUGGAUUCAACGUUUUCGGGUUUUUUAAUUCACUAUCAAACCAUGUACGUGUUUUACAAACAGUGGGUUUGGCUAAUGGAUUUAAAGUCUAAACGACCUAAACAACCCAAUCCUAUAGACAUAAAUGAUUGGCUGCCGACUUUGAGGAAUGUUUUUCGUACUGUAGACUAUAGUUAUAAAGUGUCUAUCUCGCCUAUAGGUGACCUUAUACUUAUAAUGGAAAAUUCAAUAUAUAGAAUUGAUUUUAAGAGUAUGAAUGUGCGGUCUGUGUGGCCAUUUACUUCGACCGAGUUAGGGUUUAACAAUUUUACUCGAGUUAACGGGAUAGUUACAAGCAAUUACGGCUUGCCAUACAUAUUUUUCGAUGACAUGUACGCAAUUCAAGUGGAUUUUAAUUACUUUAGAAAGGAGAGAGUUAUAGUUUCGAUGGGUGAACUUUUUCCGGGAAUUCCGACUUCUUUCAAUGGGGUUUACAAAGGUUCCGACGGCAUCUUCAAUUUCUUUGUUGGCGAUCGAAUCCUCCAAUACGAUGAAUAUUUAAAGGAGAUUGUAGACACCUCUCACAAGAGCCUAUCGAUAUUAGGGAUAACUUGCCCCUAUAUAACAAUUUUAGAUCAAUUGAAAUCCCUUCUCUCCGCAAUAAUUUCGACCAAUCUCUCAAUUCCCGUAAAUUAUUGA